AUGCACGCCCCCCGGCUCCCCUCCCUCCUCCUGCACGUUUGGAGGGCCCUGCUCCUGGCCGGCGCCGCCACGGUAGCCUCGGGUCAAGAUGUGGAGGUGGAUGGGCAGAACUGGACCUUUGCUUUUGACUUCUCCUUCCUGAGCCAAAAGGAGGACCUGGAGUGGGCCGAGCUCCGGCUGCAGCUGGCCAGCCCGGCGGACCUUCCCCCUGGCGUCCCGCUCUCCAUCGAGAUUUUCCACCAGCCAAAGCUGGAAGCCGAUCGGGACCCAGCCGGCUGCCCAGAACGUCUUCGGCUGGAACUAUUGACUGUUUCUCUGUCCCAGGUUACCUUUUCUGCUGGCAGCAUGGUCCUGGAGGUGACCAGGCCUCUCUCCAAGUGGCUGAAGCACCCUGGGAAGCUGGGGGAGCAGAUGUCCAGUUUGGCCAGAGAAUGCUGGCCGCGGCCUCCCACACCGCCUGUCGCCAAUGUGCUCCUCCUGCUCUACUCCAACCUCCCUCCUGAGCAGAGGAGGCUGGGUGGCUCCACCUUGCUGUGGGAAGCUGAGAGCUCCUGGCGGGCCCAGGAGGGACAGCUCUUCCAGGAAAAGGGCAGGAGGCACCCGAGACAUCACUUGCCGGACAGAAGCCAACUGUGUCGGAAGGUCAAGUUCCAGGUGGACUUCAACCUGAUUGGAUGGGGCGCCUGGAUCAUCUACCCCAAGCAGUACAAUGCCUAUCGCUGUGAGGGCGAGUGUCCCAACCCUGUCGGGGAGGAGUUCCAUCCCACCAACCACGCAUACAUCCAGAGUCUGCUGAAACGGUACCAGCCCCACCGCGUCCCUUCCACCUGCUGUGCCCCCGUGAAGACCAGGCCCUUGAGCAUGCUGUAUGUGGACAAUGGCAGAGUCCUUCUAGACCAUCAUAAGGACAUGAUUGUGGAAGAGUGUGGGUGCCUAUGA
This is a messenger RNA of Myotis davidii, 939 nucleotides long. RefSeq names its product nodal growth differentiation factor (gene NODAL). The coding region runs from base 1 to 939 and encodes 312 amino acids. Gene Ontology annotation, molecular function: cytokine activity; growth factor activity; type I activin receptor binding. NCBI's taxonomy places the organism in Eukaryota, Metazoa, Chordata, Mammalia, Chiroptera, Vespertilionidae. The record is from RefSeq and is a predicted model, not a curated record. Gene Ontology annotation, cellular component: extracellular region. Gene Ontology annotation, biological process: BMP signaling pathway; SMAD protein signal transduction. The transcript is spliced from 4 exons.